AUGGCAGAUGUUCUCAGUCAAGAACAGAUUGGUGAGAUCAAAGAAGCCUUUGGCUUGUUUGACAAAGAUGGAGAUGGGUGCAUUACUGUGGAAGAAUUGGCCACUGUUAUCCGAUCACUGGAUCAGAACCCCACAGAAGAAGAGCUCCAAGAUAUGAUAAACGAGGUCGAUACAGAUGGAAAUGGAACCAUUGAAUUUGCUGAGUUUUUGAACUUAAUGGCCAAGAAAAUGAAAGAAACUGAUGCAGAGGAAGAUCUCAAAGAGGCUUUCAAGGUGUUUGACAAAGAUCAAAAUGGUUACAUUUCAGCAAGUGAGUUGAGACAUGUGAUGAUGAAUCUUGGUGAGAAAUUAAGUGAUGAGGAGGUGGAGCAGAUGAUUAAAGAAGCAGAUUUGGAUGGAGAUGGUGAGGUUAAUUAUGAAGAAUUUGUGAAGAUGAUGAUGACAAUUGGAUGA
Messenger RNA from Sphenostylis stenocarpa, 453 nucleotides. NCBI's taxonomy places the organism in Eukaryota, Viridiplantae, Streptophyta, Magnoliopsida, Fabales, Fabaceae. The record is from the annotation of a GenBank genome assembly.